AUGGCCGAAGCAAGCUCUCCGCGGUUGGCUAUCCCUGUGGUAGUUAUAGGCCCACAGUUCUGCACUCCUUCUCCGGUAGAUCUGAUAAUAGUCAAGAAGCCCGUGACCAUAUCAGAAGGCAACUUGGGGGUCACCGAUGUCAAGGGGAAAACCAUGUUCUACCUCAAAGGCAAGCUCUUGAGCGUUCCUGACCGCCGUGUCUUGCUUUAUGCUAAAGGCAACCCUAUCGUCUCACUCCGGCAAAGGGGAGAUAGCUCAGACUCCAAAGAUUUGCUAUUCAGUGCCAUGAAGUCUUCGCUCAUCCAGUUCAAAACCGAGUUAGAUGUUUUCUUAGCCACAAACAAAAAAGAACAUGUCUGUGAUUUCAAAGUGAAAGGCAACUGGUUGGAGAGAUCAUGCAUCAUAUCUACUGGAGUUCAACUAUCAUUGCUCAGGUACAAAUCAUGUGAGAAACACAGCUUGAAGAGAGUUGUGCUGGGGAAAGACAAGUUUGCCGUGAAUGUGUAUCCGAAUAUCGACCAAGCCUUCAUAGUUGCUCUCGUGGUCAUUCUCAACGAAAUCAAUGAGGACAAGGAUGACUGA
Molecule: messenger RNA, 582 nt
Organism: Ilex paraguariensis (yerba mate)
Lineage: Eukaryota; Viridiplantae; Streptophyta; Magnoliopsida; Aquifoliales; Aquifoliaceae
Source: the annotation of a GenBank genome assembly